Messenger RNA from Carica papaya (papaya), 2019 nucleotides. The record is from RefSeq and is a predicted model, not a curated record. NCBI's taxonomy places the organism in Eukaryota, Viridiplantae, Streptophyta, Magnoliopsida, Brassicales, Caricaceae.
GCAUCUUCCCGAAAAGUCUUGUUGGAAAGUUUCUUCUCUUCCUCGUUCUUUUGGGAAGGAGAAGAGCGGUAGAAGGAGAGCGGUAGCACAGAAGCGGCAAAGGAGACGAUUUACAAAUAGACCAGCGCGACAGAAGCUGGCGAGAGGUGGAGCUGCAGCGAAAAGCAACACAGAAGAGAACCUGCUGGCCCGCGUGAAUAAGAAGACAAAUUGACAGAGAAAUCUGGGAGACCAUAGAACUGCAGCUUCAACCACAGAAAGAGGCUGUCGGAGAAAGAAGACAGGGAGUCGGCUGCUGCAGAGAAGAAGAGACACGUGGCCGAGAUUCGUGUAAUUGGGCGGCUACGAUUUGAGGAAAAGAAGGCUUAAAAGGGCGAAGUUUGUAGCUUAGAAGGAAGAGGGAAGACGCCUUAGGGAGGUGAAGGUUUUGGGAAAAUAGAGGUGAUUUUGGGAGAAGAGACAGCUUCGGUUUUCCAGUGAGCAAGAGAGAAUAGAAGGCCGAGGGAGAGAGAGAGGGGGAGUUGAAAUUCCGGGAUUACGAGGGUGAUUUGGAUAAGAUAGGAGAGCGUAAGCUGAAGGAUCAUAUUGAAGGAGACUAGAGGUUCGGAGAAGAACAAAAUGAGCGGAGAAGUCGCGGAGAAGGGUGAGCAGAAUGGUGUUGGUGAGAACAUUGAUAAAGUUGCUGAAGUUGGCUGGUAUGUUCUUGGCGAAAAUCAACAACAUGUUGGCCCCUACACUUCUUCUGAGCUGCGUGAGCAUUGCUUAAACGGGUUCCUCUUAGAGAGUACACUUGUAUGGUCUGAGGGAAGAAGCGAAUGGCAGCCUUUAUCUUCCAUUCCUUGGUUGAUGUCUGGAAUUUCUCAACUGGCAGUUGACUAUACUAUGGCACCUUCCAAGCUUGAGAAAUUGCAGAAUGAGGUUAAAGAGGGGGGAGCAGAGUUAGCUGGACUAAAGACUAGAUAUCUUAGCAAAGAAGAAGUAAAUUAUACUACUGCAGUCUCUACCAAUGCUGAUGAUGAGUUUGAAAAAUGGCAAAAGGAGAUUAAGGAGGCUGAAGCAGAGGCAGAACUAUUGAAGACUGGGUCUAUUUCUAGUAGUCAUGGUGAGUUUGGGGGAGAUUAUCAUGAUAGUGCUUUUACACCACCAGAUGGUGAAGAAGAAUUCACUGAUGAUGAUGGAACUAGGUACAAGUGGGAUAAGAAUCUUGGGGCGUGGGUUCCUCAGGAUGAUGCAUCAAGCACGGAGAAAUAUGGGAUGGAAGAGAUGAUUUUCUUACAACAAGAAGAAGUCUUUCCAACCAUAAAUGUUGCCAAUGCCUCUGGAAAAGAAGUAAGUGGAAUCAGAGGAGUAGCAGAAGCAAAAGAUAGUGCCAAGAGAAAAUUACCAGAAAAACAAACCGAGAAGAAGGAAGCUAACAAGCCUCCCGAUUCUUGGUUUGAAUUGAAAGUCAAUCCACAUAUUUAUGUUACCGGUUUACCUGAUGAUGCCACUGUCGACGAAGUGGUGAGAGUCUUUUCUAAAUGUGGCAUAAUAAAAGAGGAUUCUGAAACUAAAAAGCCUCGUGUGAAGAUUUAUAUGGACAGAUUGACCGGAAAACAAAAAGGAGAUGCACUAGUCACUUACUUGAAGGAACCUUCAGUUGACCUAGCAAUUCAAAUUUUGGAUGGGACACCUUUACGUCCAAAUGACAAGCUUCUAAUGUCAGUAUCUCGAGCUAAGUUUGAGCAGAAAGGAGAAAAAUUUAUAUCCAAACAAGUAGACAGCAGGAAGAAAAAGAAACUUAAGAAGGUUGAAGAGAAGAUGCUUGGUUGGGGUGGCCGUGAUGAUUCCAAAGUUUUGGUUCCAGCUACUGUUGUUCUUCGUAAUAUGUUCACGCCUGCUGAAAUGAGGGCAGAUGAAAAUUUACCUUCAGAACUGGAGGAGGAUGUUAAAGAGGAAUGCUUAAAGCAUGGUCCCAUCGACUCUGUCAAGGUAGUGCAUCUACCUGUUAAACUAAUUGGACAUUGUGUCAGGAUCUAG